Lagopus muta (rock ptarmigan) is the source of this 1268-nucleotide messenger RNA. It is a transcript of the gene AS3MT, whose product is annotated as arsenite methyltransferase. Gene Ontology annotation, cellular component: cytosol. Bases 38 to 1183 code for a protein of 381 amino acids. The record is from RefSeq and is a predicted model, not a curated record. NCBI's taxonomy places the organism in Eukaryota, Metazoa, Chordata, Aves, Galliformes, Phasianidae. Gene Ontology annotation, biological process: toxin metabolic process; arsonoacetate metabolic process. Gene Ontology annotation, molecular function: arsenite methyltransferase activity. The transcript is spliced from 11 exons.
AGCCGGGGCGGAGCGUGGCCGAGCUGCAGCUGGAAGCAUGGCUGCCCCAUGCAGGGACUGCGCCCCUGAGGACCAAAUCUCCCAGGACCAGAUCCACCACGAGGUGCAGGAUUACUAUGGCAGAGAGCUGCAGAAGUCAGAGGACCUGAAAACCAACGCCUGCAUCACACCAACCAGGCCCGUUCCCAAGGCGGUGAGAGAUGCUCUGCAGCGUGUCCAUGAGGAGGUGGUGGCCAGGUACUAUGGCUGUGGCCUGGUCAUCCCGGAGUGCCUGGCAUCCUGCCGGGUCCUGGACCUGGGCAGCGGCAGUGGCAGGGACUGCUACAUGCUGAGCCAGCUGGUGGGGGAGCAGGGCCAUGUCACUGGCAUCGACAUGACUGAGGCACAGGUCGAGGUGGCAAAAAAGCACAUUGCCUAUCACAUGGAGAAGUUCGGCUACCAAAAGCCAAACGUGGAAUUCCUCCAGGGCUACAUGGAGAACCUCGGUGAUGCUGGGCUGACUGAUGAGAGCUAUGAUAUUGUCAUCUCCAACUGUGUGAUCAACCUCGCCCCCGACAAGAGGGCUGUGCUUCGGGAGGCCUACCGUGUGCUGAAGCCUGGAGGAGAGAUGUACUUCAGCGAUGUCUAUGCCAACCAGCACCUGAGUGAAGCCGUGAGGAAGCACAGGGUGCUGUGGGGAGAGUGCCUGGCAGGAGCCCUGUUCUGGAGAGACUUGUACAGCAUUGCCAAGGAGGUGGGUUUCAGCCCUCCGUGCCUGGUCACCGCCAGCCCCAUCACUGUCAGCAACAAGGAGCUAGAGAGAAUCAUUGGUGACUGCUGCUUCGUCUCAGCCACGUACCGGCUCUUCAAGGUGCCAGGGAGCAGCUGGUCCGGGCCAGGCCAGGUCAUCUACAAUGGUGGGAUUGUGGGGCAUGAGCGAGAGCUGGUGUUUGAUGCCAACUUCACUUUCAAGGAAGGAGAAGUGGUGGACGUGGAUGCUGAAAUGGCUGCGAUAUUGCAGAGCUCCAGGUUUGCGGACAAAUUCCUGAUCCAGGGUGGUGGGACUGAUGUUGCUGCACCACAAGGCUGCUGUCCUGGGAAGAUGAAGGAGAAGAUCUGUGACCCCUUCCUGUUGCUGCAGCAGCGGGCAGCCCCAGCUCCUGCCUGUGGUGCUGCCAGGACCUGCGGGCCACAGGGCUGCUGAUCGGACAGCGAUGUCUCCACAGCGUUGGGAGCAGGGGGGCUGUGGCUUCACCGGAGAGAAAAUACAAAGAAAUAGUUGAGCAGUG